UUGAAGCCAAAGCGGAAGCCAAAACAUUACACUUUCUUCCUCCGAAAGUAAAACUACGGCCGUGGAAAAGUAAACUGGAAGUUACAGUCGGCAGGCAAUGUUUGCGCUGCGUAUAAUUUACUAAAAUAACAUUGUCAGAGACCAGAACAGUCUAUAGCGUGUGUUUGAUUCUCUGACAGUCCUGAGCUGUGAAAAGCGUUGAGCUGAGCCCCAGGCUGGUGUUGGGGAGUUUGGCUGUGUGAUGAAUAGGAUCAAGCUGUCCCGCAUAGAUGAGGAGCUAGGCUCCUCUGAGGUGGCAGAGCUUUGCUUCUUGUGUCGUGAUGUCAUCUCAAAGAAACGUCUGGAGGGGGUCAGAGAUGCAAAGGAUUUGUUCUCGAGACUGGAAGAAAGAGGCCUGCUCAAUGCUUUCUUCCUUUGUGACCUGCUCAAAACAAUUUGUCGAGCUGAUCUCCUCCAAUAUCUGCAGACGGACAACAUGCCGCCAGAGCAAACUGAUGCAAGUCCUUGCCUCUCAGCCUACAGGGUGAUGCUGUAUGGGGUAUAUAAUGACCUGACACAGGAGAAUUUCCAAAAAAUGAAGUAUCUUUUUGAGGAAGAACUAGGCAAAAGAAAUACAGAGAUGUGUAAUACAGCUCUGGAUUUGUUUGCAGAACUGGAGAAGACUAAUAAUUUGUCAGAUAAAAAUCUUAAUAAACUUCUGUUAGUUCUAAAGGACUUGGAUCAACAACUGGCAUCAAAUGUACAGUGCUACAUAGACCUGAACAGACAGAAGGACAUUAGGAUAGUCCCUCGUGGGUGCAUUAAUGACCAGGUGUUCAGCCCUUCUCUGCCAGUAUCUGAGACUCAGCCCAGCUAUGGAGGGAGUGUUUGUUCUGAUGCAGAACCUGCUGGAGAGCCUUGUCGGAUAAGGACUCUUUCUGAUGAGUAUUAUGCUCUGGAACAUAAUCCUCGUGGUUUGUGUGUGGUCAUCAACAAUGAGAAUUUCUGGGGACCAAACCUGAAGGAACGAAAAGGGACCCAGCAAGAUAAGGAGGCUCUGUGCUUAUUGUUCUCUGAUCUUGGCUUUACACCGGUGGUACACAAUGACCUAACUGCAGACGACAUUCGACUUGCUAUAAAGAAGUUGGGUACAGAGAAUUUUUCAGAUCAUGACGCCUUGGUAGUGUGUGUACUGUCCCAUGGAGAAAAUGGAUGUGUCUAUGGGAUUGAUGAGCAGGAGGUGUACCUCCGAGAACUGACACUGCCCUUCACGAGCACGAGAGCCCCCACCUUAGCAGGGAAGCCAAAACUGUUCUUCAUCCAGGCUUGCCAAGGAAGAGGCUACCAAGUAGGAUCCAUGCCAUGUUUUGAGGACGAUGCAGGUCGUGUUCCCAUCCAGACAGUCCCUGCGGAUGCAGAUUUCCUGAUGGGAAUGGCUACUUUGCCAGAAUACAAGUCAUUUCGACAUACUUCCACAGGCUCCAUUUACAUCCAGGAGCUGUGCAAGCAACUGAGGAACUCUGCUGAUAGGUCUGAGAAUGACGAUAUUCUGACCGUCCUGACACGUGUGAACAGGGAAGUCAGCAGAGGAGACUAUCUGAGGUACAAACAAAUGCCAGAGCCCAAGUACACUCUGACCAAGAAGCUUGUCCUCAGAUAUGUGAAAUGAUCACAGCCAAUUCCAGAUCCUGAAUAGUGUCAGACUCUGGCCGUAUGUGUUUGACUAUUAUUUUGCUAAAUAUGUCUUUUUAUAGUAUAUUCUGAACUAUAUCAUGUUAAUGAAAUAAAAUGUCCUUCAUACAAAAUGUAUUUUUGAUUUAAAUAAAAUGAAAUUAAUUAGAAAUUAUCUUUAUACUUAAUGAUGCUGGUUGUUUGGACAUGAGAGAUGGAGAUUUACUUUCCUGCUUCAUUGAUGUCCUAUUAAAUAUAAUUUUAAUGUAAAAUUGUCUGUUAAAGAUAAACUGCAUUUAAGUGACAUUAAAAAAAGACUCAAUUACUUCAAUUACUUCUAAUGCGAGUAAUGCAACA
Messenger RNA from Betta splendens (Siamese fighting fish), 2007 nucleotides. It is a transcript of the gene casp8, whose product is annotated as caspase 8, apoptosis-related cysteine peptidase. Gene Ontology annotation, biological process: negative regulation of extrinsic apoptotic signaling pathway via death domain receptors; proteolysis. The transcript has 11 exons. NCBI's taxonomy places the organism in Eukaryota, Metazoa, Chordata, Actinopteri, Anabantiformes, Osphronemidae. Bases 242 to 1648 code for a protein of 468 amino acids. The record is from RefSeq and is a predicted model, not a curated record. Gene Ontology annotation, molecular function: cysteine-type endopeptidase activity; protein binding.